Messenger RNA from Phalaenopsis equestris, 1258 nucleotides. RefSeq lists its product as uncharacterized. The record is from RefSeq and is a predicted model, not a curated record. Bases 172 to 1014 code for a protein of 280 amino acids. The transcript has a single exon. Lineage: Eukaryota; Viridiplantae; Streptophyta; Magnoliopsida; Asparagales; Orchidaceae.
CCUGUCACUAUAAUCGCGUGCUACAUCUCCCCUGCCUUUCUCCAUCCCACUCUCACUCUCUAUAGAAAAAUUGAGUGAGAGAGAGGGAGAACAGAGUUGGGAUUUGUUCCCAGUUCGUUUUCUCUUCGCCGGAUCCAUCUCCCGGCGAGCAAAGCGAUACCAGAAGUUAAAAUGGGUAAGCCGUGCGGGCGCGAUUGGAUGCAGAUCUACUCGAUCUACGGCACCGAUGAAUGGCAGACAGUAGCGUUCCUCAUCUUCCACUCCGUACUCUUCGGCCUUCUCUCCUUCCUACUCCUCAUCUACUUCACUCCAUUUCUCAUCGCACUCCACUCCCUCCUUCCUUCCCUCCCCCUCCCUCUCCUCCGCUUUGCCGCCGGUUUCUCAGGCUGCUUUCUCGCCCUCUCCUCCCUCUGCCUCCUCUUCGCGGCCGCCAACAUCCUUUACUCCUCCCUGCCUCUCCGCUGGCUCAUGGCCCAACGCAUGCUCGCUGCCGUCCCCAACUGGUUCGCCGUCCGAACAGUCCUGGAUCUCGGCUGCGGCCGCGGCAUCCUCCUAAACGCCGUCGCUCUGCAACUCAAGAAGGAAGGAAGCUCUGGCCGCGUCGUCGGUCUAGAUCGCAAUCGAGACACUGCGGUUUCCGCCCUCCGCCGCGCUGGCUCGGAGGGCGUUCAAGAAUACGUGACUUGCAGAGAGGGAGAUGCGCAUCGCCUUCCUUUUCCCGAUGGGUAUUUUGAUGUCGUGGUCUCCGCCGUGUACCUCGGACGACAGGGUGAGUCGGCGGUGGAGAGAGGGAGGGGAAUCGGGGAGGUGGUUAGGGUUUUGAAGCCCGGAGGAAUGGGUGUGUUAUGGGAUUUGUCUCGCGUGCCAGAAUUCGUACAGAGGCUGAAGGAGAUGAGGAUGGAGGAUGUUUGGGUUUCGGAGAGGGUAACUGCUUAUAUGGCGAGCAGCCAUAUCGUGUCAUUUCGGAAGCCAAUUGCAGUCUCCAUGGAAGAUUGGAGGGCUAACAUCUGCUAAAGCAAUUAUGGCCGUGAGUGGUAUGUAACUAUUUGUUACUGUCGUUCUACUUUUUUCGGCAUUAAUUUCUUGUCUGAUUAAUCCUAUAGUCUGUUCCCCUGCUAUCCAGAAGUGUGAAUUACUUGUAUGAGGGUGAUAGUGGGUUAGGUCUAUAUAGAACAGAAAUCAAAGGCCCUCUCGAAGAGAGGUGGCUCUUAAAUUAACUCAUUAUUUAUAGUUUUUUUGAGAUUCAUUAAGAAAUUAU